UGCCUUUAUAAAGUGGUGCGCCACACCGACAGCAAGCAGUUACUGCAUCGACUCUUAGCCGUCGACGAAGGUAACCAAACCGCAUCAAGAAACCCAAUUUCCCUUUGUGUGAGCUGACCAUCUAAACAUCUCAAAAUGCGUGAGUGUAUCUCCAUCCACGUUGGCCAGGCUGGCGUCCAGAUUGGCAAUGCCUGCUGGGAGCUGUACUGCCUUGAGCAUGGCAUUCAGCCGGACGGUCAGAUGCCCAGUGACAAGACCAUCGGCGGAGGGGACGACUCCUUCAACACCUUUUUCAGCGAAACAGGAGCUGGCAAGCACGUCCCCAGAGCAGUGUUCGUGGAUCUGGAGCCCACUGUGAUUGACGAGGUUCGUACCGGCACUUACCGCCAGCUGUUCCACCCUGAGCAGCUCAUCACUGGAAAGGAAGAUGCUGCCAACAACUACGCUCGUGGGCAUUACACCAUCGGCAAGGAAAUCAUCGACCUGGUUCUCGACAGGAUCCGCAAACUGGCUGACCAGUGCACUGGUCUCCAGGGCUUCCUGGUGUUCCACAGCUUUGGAGGUGGUACCGGUUCUGGUUUCACCUCCUUGCUGAUGGAGCGCCUUUCUGUCGACUACGGCAAGAAGUCCAAGCUGGAGUUCUCCAUCUACCCAGCUCCACAGGUGUCCACCGCUGUGGUGGAGCCCUACAACUCCAUCCUGACCACCCACACCACCCUCGAGCACUCCGACUGUGCUUUCAUGGUGGACAAUGAGGCCAUCUACGACAUCUGUCGUAGGAACCUCGAUAUCGAGCGUCCUACCUACACCAACCUCAACAGGCUGAUCAGCCAGAUUGUGUCCUCCAUCACCGCCUCCCUCCGAUUCGAUGGUGCCCUCAAUGUUGAUCUGACCGAGUUCCAGACCAACUUGGUGCCCUACCCUCGUAUCCACUUCCCUCUGGCCACCUACGCCCCAGUCAUCUCCGCUGAGAAAGCUUACCACGAGCAGCUCUCAGUGGCAGAGAUCACCAAUGCUUGCUUUGAGCCUGCAAAUCAGAUGGUGAAAUGUGACCCACGUCACGGCAAGUACAUGGCCUGCUGCCUGCUGUACCGUGGUGACGUCGUACCCAAAGACGUCAACGCCGCCAUCGCCACCAUCAAGACCAAGCGUACCAUCCAGUUCGUGGACUGGUGCCCAACUGGUUUCAAGGUCGGUAUCAACUACCAGCCCCCCACUGUGGUGCCCGGCGGUGACCUGGCCAAAGUCCAGAGAGCCGUGUGCAUGCUUAGCAACACCACAGCUAUCGCAGAGGCCUGGGCCAGGCUCGACCACAAGUUCGACCUGAUGUACGCCAAGCGUGCCUUCGUGCACUGGUACGUAGGAGAGGGUAUGGAGGAGGGAGAGUUCUCUGAGGCCAGAGAGGAUAUGGCGGCUCUGGAGAAGGAUUAUGAGGAGGUGGGUGUUGAUUCCAUUGAGGGUGAGGGAGAGGAGGAGGGAGAGGAGUAUUAAACAAGAUGUUCUCCCAACCCAGUCACUAGUAUGCUAUCACACAUCAGGAGAUUUUCAGCACUGAUCCAGUAGUAUGAGAGCAUUCUCACACAGUCCUGCUUUCUCUUAUAAAUGUUCAGUUUAUCUGAAGUCUGUUCACUGAUGCUAUGAUGUGUUGAUGAUGGGAUGUCAUGUUGAUAGAAAUGGUUUUCAACUUGCUGUUAUACUCUUGCUCUCCUGAGAAAGAUAAACACACUUGUCUGUCAUCUUCUGACUGUGAUGCACAAUAAAUUAUUGAGGGAAAAUAA
Molecule: messenger RNA, 1778 nt
Organism: Astyanax mexicanus (Mexican tetra)
Lineage: Eukaryota; Metazoa; Chordata; Actinopteri; Characiformes; Acestrorhamphidae
Product: tubulin alpha-1B chain
Exons: 4
Coding region: 136-1491 (451 amino acids)
Biological process (GO): microtubule cytoskeleton organization; mitotic cell cycle
Cellular component (GO): microtubule; cytoplasm
Molecular function (GO): GTP binding; structural constituent of cytoskeleton
Source: RefSeq, a predicted model, not a curated record